CCUCACAAAAUAAUUUGUCGCCCAUUACCACCAUCAUCACAUCACCACCAGACCUCCAAACAAUCCAAUUGCACGACCGACCUCACAAUGUACGCCAUGGCGUCCUCCAGCACGCGUUUCAGAUGCCUGAACGCACCGCCUCUCCGCAACGCAGCAAAGGCGGUUUAUAUCAACUCCUCCUCAGUCCGCGGCCUUGCAACGCCCGCUGGCGAAGCAAACCCCUCAGACACAACCACCACCGCCGACGCCUCCGCAGCGAAGCCAACCAAAGGUCGCCCAACCUACUUCAAAGACACCCCCGUCCCCACCCUGCACGAAUACCUCGACAUCGACCAACCCCUCACCCCCGCCGAAAUGCUCGCCCUGCGCCCCCGAACCGCAAAGGUGGGAAAAAAAGAAAUCACCCGCCUCCCGUCCUGGCUCAAGACCUCCAUCCCCUCCCCCAACACCUCUGCGGGCUUCAAAGCUAUUAAAGCCGAUCUCCGCGGACUGGGGCUGCAUACAGUGUGUGAAGAGGCGCGGUGUCCCAAUAUCGGGGAAUGUUGGGGAGGCUCGGAUAAGGCGUCUGCGACGGCUACUAUUAUGUUGAUGGGGGAUACGUGCACGAGGGGGUGUAGGUUUUGUUCUGUGAAGACGGCACGUAAGGCGAAGGGGGCGUGGGAUCUGGCCCCGUUGGAUCCGCAUGAGCCUGAGAACACGGCUGAGGCGCUGAGGAGGUGGGGACUGGGGUAUGUGGUGUUGACCAGCGUUGACCGCGAUGAUCUGCUCGAUGGCGGGGCAGCGCAUUUCGCGGAGACGAUUGCGAAGAUUAAGUCGAAGAGUCGGGAGGGCGGGGGGAGGGAGAUAAUGGUUGAAGCGCUGACGGGGGAUUUCGGCGGGAAGUUGGAGAUGGUUGAUAAAGUCGCUCUGUCGGGACUGGAUGUUUACGCGCAUAAUGUCGAGACGGUGGAUGAGCUUACCCCUCAAGUCAGGGAUAGGCGCGCGACGUUCGCGCAGUCUUUGAAGGUGCUGGGGAGGGCGAAGGAGACGGUGCCGAGUUUGAUUACGAAGACGAGUAUUAUGCUGGGCUUGGGAGAGACGGAGCCGCAGCUUAUGGACGCCCUGAGGAGGCUGAGGGAGGUGAAUGUUGAUGUGGUUACGUUUGGACAGUAUAUGAGGCCCACGAAGAGACAUAUGCAGGUUGAGGAGUACAUCUCACCGCAGGUGUUUGACGCGUGGAAGAAGAGGGCGUUGGAGAUGGGGUUUUUGUAUUGUGCGGCUGGGCCACUGGUGAGGAGUAGUUAUAAGGCCGGGGAGGCGUUUAUUGAGAAUGUGUUGAAGAAGAGGAGGGGGGUGGAGGGGGAGGGGAAGGGGGAGAAAGAGGUGGUUGUGGAGGUUUAG
Pseudogymnoascus verrucosus is the source of this 1380-nucleotide messenger RNA. RefSeq lists its product as uncharacterized. The record is from RefSeq and is a predicted model, not a curated record. Gene Ontology annotation, biological process: lipoate biosynthetic process. Gene Ontology annotation, cellular component: mitochondrion. The transcript has a single exon. Gene Ontology annotation, molecular function: lipoate synthase activity; 4 iron, 4 sulfur cluster binding. The coding region runs from base 88 to 1380 and encodes 430 amino acids. Lineage: Eukaryota; Fungi; Ascomycota; Leotiomycetes; Thelebolales; Thelebolaceae.